Elgaria multicarinata webbii is the source of this 964-nucleotide messenger RNA. It is a transcript of the gene CDK2, whose product is annotated as cyclin dependent kinase 2. The record is from RefSeq and is a predicted model, not a curated record. Gene Ontology annotation, molecular function: cyclin-dependent protein serine/threonine kinase activity; cyclin binding; ATP binding. Gene Ontology annotation, biological process: signal transduction; G1/S transition of mitotic cell cycle; protein phosphorylation. The transcript has 7 exons. Gene Ontology annotation, cellular component: cytoplasm; cyclin-dependent protein kinase holoenzyme complex; nucleus. Lineage: Eukaryota; Metazoa; Chordata; Lepidosauria; Squamata; Anguidae. Bases 16 to 915 code for a protein of 299 amino acids.
CCAGCAUCUCCUUUCAUGGAGAACUUCCAGAAAGUGGAGAAGAUCGGGGAGGGCACCUACGGCGUGGUCUAUAAAGCGAAGAACAAAAUCACUGGCGAGGUGGUCGCACUUAAAAAAAUCCGCUUGGACACGGAGACAGAGGGGGUCCCAAGCACAGCCAUCCGGGAGAUCUCGCUGCUCAAGGAACUGAACCACCCCAACAUUGUCAAGCUACUGGAUGUGAUCCACACUGAGAACAAGCUCUACUUGGUCUUUGAGUUCCUACAUCAGGACCUCAAAAAGUUCAUGGAUUCUUCAUCUUCCAUCAGUGGCGUAGAGUUGCCCCUUAUCAAGAGCUACCUAUACCAGCUAUUGCAGGGCCUUGCCUUCUGCCACUCUCAUCGUGUGCUCCACCGCGACCUUAAACCACAAAAUCUCUUAAUCAAUGCUGAGGGAGCAAUAAAACUGGCUGACUUUGGGCUUGCUCGGGCGUUUGGUGUGCCAGUGCGAACUUAUACACAUGAGGUGGUGACCCUCUGGUAUCGAGCUCCAGAAAUUCUCCUUGGCUGCAAAUACUACUCAACAGCUGUGGACAUAUGGAGUCUGGGUUGCAUCUUUGCAGAGAUGCUAACCCGUAGAGCGCUCUUCCCCGGGGAUUCGGAAAUCGACCAGCUGUUCCGCAUCUUUCGCACCCUGGGCACGCCGGACGAGACCGUGUGGCCAGGUGUCACCUCCAUGCCUGACUACAAGUCCAGCUUUCCCAAGUGGGCCCGGCAGGACUUCAGCAAAGUGGUGCCACCUCUGGACGAGGAAGGCAGGAAGCUUCUGGCACAAAUGCUGCAUUACGAUCCGAACAAGAGGAUCUCGGCCAAGACCGCCCUCAACCACCCCUUCUUCCGAGACGUCACGAAAGCCGUGCCACACCUUCGGCUGUAAGAUGGAAUCAGGGCCAGCAAACCUGCCUGGCCGCAUGUGCUGCAACAUG